Messenger RNA from Penicillium robsamsonii, 357 nucleotides. RefSeq lists its product as uncharacterized. The record is from RefSeq and is a predicted model, not a curated record. Lineage: Eukaryota; Fungi; Ascomycota; Eurotiomycetes; Eurotiales; Aspergillaceae. The coding region runs from base 1 to 357 and encodes 118 amino acids. The transcript has 3 exons.
AUGGAAAACAUCGGUCUCCGCACACCUGGCGUAUUGGGCGUCGUCUUCGGCGCUCAAGGCGCCUUUCUACUGGCUAAUGCCAUCUACACCUUGGCAUAUCCUUCCGCCGCAUCGAACCUCCCGGACUCGCCUCUGGCUGGGGUUCCCACCCAUACAGUCCGAUGUAUAGGUGUGACUUCUCUUUCUACGGGGACAAUUUACGCUAUUGCGAGCUACCAGCGCAAUAUUCCGAUAAUGCUUGCUUCGCUUCCUGGUCGCCUUUUCGCCGGUAGUUUGUUUGUGGAGUCUCCCACUGAGAAGGAAAAGCGUGAUGAUUUUGUACGGAGUACUCCAUACGACACUACUAUUCCGUUGUAA